This is a messenger RNA of Phoenix dactylifera (date palm), 1146 nucleotides long. Its product is annotated as GTP-binding protein YPTM2. The record is from RefSeq and is a predicted model, not a curated record. Gene Ontology annotation, molecular function: GTPase activity; GTP binding. NCBI's taxonomy places the organism in Eukaryota, Viridiplantae, Streptophyta, Magnoliopsida, Arecales, Arecaceae.
UUAUUUUAGCCUCUCAUGAAACGCGGUCCUCAAGCUGGCUCGCCUUCCCCUCCCACGUCCGUCUCGCCUAUUUAUUUCCACCCCCUGCGAUCUCUUCCUAUCUCUCGAAAUCCUCUCCCUCGCUCCCUCUUUAAUUCCUCGCCCCUCCUCUAUCUCUUCGUUCUUCAUUUUGUUUUGUUGUUUUUUUUUGUUGUUUCGAAACCCUAGAAGCGGAGGUGGUCGUCGUCUCGAAUCGCAGGAUCUGUGCUUCCUUUUCCGACGAAAACUCGUCAGUAGUCCCGCCGGGAGGACCGCCAGUAGCAGUUCCUUCGAUCUCCGGCCAUGAAUCCGGAGUAUGACUAUUUGUUCAAACUUUUGCUUAUUGGAGAUUCAGGUGUUGGCAAAUCAUGUCUCCUACUAAGAUUUGCGGAUGAUUCAUACUUGGAGAGUUACAUCAGCACCAUUGGAGUUGAUUUUAAAAUACGCACUGUUGAGCAGGAUGGGAAGACUAUUAAACUUCAAAUUUGGGAUACUGCUGGCCAAGAACGUUUCAGGACAAUUACCAGUAGCUACUAUCGAGGUGCUCAUGGUAUUAUUGUGGUUUAUGAUGUGACAGACCAGGAGAGCUUUAAUAAUGUAAAGCAAUGGUUAAACGAGAUUGACCGUUAUGCAAGUGAAAAUGUGAACAAACUUCUGGUUGGGAACAAGUGUGAUCUUACUGCAAACAAAGUUGUCUCUUAUGAGACAGCUAAGGCAUUUGCUGAUGAAAUCGGUAUCCCAUUCAUGGAGACUAGUGCAAAAAAUGCCACUAAUGUAGAACAGGCCUUCAUGGCCAUGGCUGCUGAGAUCAAGAACAGGAUGGCCAGCCAACCAGCAAAUAACAAUGCCAGGCCACCAACAGUUCAAAUCCGCGGGCAGCCUGUCAAUCAGAAGACAUCUUGCUGCUCUUCUUAAGUGAAUUGUUUGCGCAUUUGGCAUGUAAAAUUGGCUGUUGUUUUAUCCAGAACUGACGCUUUAUCCUAUGUUUGAAACCGAUGGCAUGAUUCUAUUCAUUCUAGUAGUUUGUUUUUAAGCCUGUACAAAUCAGGGAUCCGGGUAUUAGUUAUGUUUCUAUUGUUGGAACUUCACAAAGUGCAUUUCUUUUUUCACAUUCAUUUAUUAUGAUUA